GACUGACUUGGAUGGGGAAAUGGCCAAAAAAAAAAAAAAGUGCUGCUAAGUAUCUCAGAUAUAGGUAAUGGGUCCUCGACAUAAAAAUAGAGCCUUAAGAGCCAUACCAGUUGCGUGACAUGUGUGGGUUCCCCCACCCACCUUUUUUUAAAAAUUCCUCUGGCAGCAAGCUUCUCACUGGGAUCUGACGUUGUUAUCUUUUUUUUUUUAAGCAUAUUUAAACCCACACACUUUAUGUAGUGAUGAUUACAGUGUAGGGUUUAUCGGCAGAAUGCCAUUUGGUCUGUUCUGUAUUGGAGCAUUUGAUUGAAAAGCCUUCUUAGCCUUUUUAAAGGUAACUUACAAAAUGAUUAGAAGAAUUGAUAAUUUCUGAGACUCAUCAGUUCAUCUCCUAUAAAAUCCAUAUUUUGCUGUUUAUUCAUGAAUAAGUAAUAGACCCAGACUUCUUGAGAACCACCUUAAUCAGACCUGGGAGUUUAAAGAGAGCAGGCGUUGAAUCUUAAUUUUUCCCCUGAACACGAAAAAUGGGUUGUGAUCGAAAUUGUGGGCUCAUUGCCGGCGCUGUCAUUGGAGCAGUCUUGGCUGUGUUUGGAGGUAUUCUAAUGCCAGUUGGGGACAUGAUAAUUGAGAAGACAAUUAAAAAGGAAGUUGUCCUUGAAGAAGGUACCAUUGCUUUUCAAAACUGGGUUAAAACAGGCUCAGACGUUUACAGACAGUUUUGGAUCUUUGAUGUGCAAAAUCCACAGGAAGUGAUGGUAAACAGCAGCAACAUUAGGGUUAAGCAACGAGGUCCUUACACAUACAGAGUCCGUUAUUUAGCCAAGGAAAAUAUAACCCAUGACUCUGAGAACCACACAGUCUCUUUCCUACAGCCAAAUGGUGCCAUCUUUGAACCUUCACUGUCAGUUGGAACAGAGAAUGACAGUUUCACCGUUCUCAAUCUGGCUGUAGCAGCUGCAGCACAUCUCUAUCCAAAUGCAUUUGUUCAAGUGUUACUCAAUUCACUUAUAAAAAAGUCAAAAUCUUCUCUGUUUCAAAAUAGAACUUUGAAAGAACUAUUGUGGGGCUAUAAGGAUCCGUUCUUGAGUUUGGUUCCAUACCCCGUUGCUACAACAGUUGGUCUCUUUUUUCCUUACAAUGAUACUGCUGAUGGAUAUUAUAAAGUUUUCAGUGGAAAAGAUGACAUAAGCAAAGUUGCAAUAAUUGACACUUAUAAAGGUAAAAAGACUCUCUCCUUCUGGCCAAGCUAUUGUGACAUGAUUAAUGGCACAGAUGCAGCCUCAUUUCCACCUUUUGUUGAAAAGACCCGGGUAUUGCAAUUCUUUUCCUCUGACAUUUGCAGGUCAAUCUAUGCUGUGUUUGGAGGCGAAAUUAAUCUGAAAGGAAUCACUGUGUUCAGAUUUGUUCUUCCACCCCUGGCCUUUGCAUCUCCACUUCAAAAUCCAGACAACCAUUGUUUCUGUACAGAAAAAGUUAUCUCAAAUAAUUGUACAUUAUACGGUAUGCUAGACAUCAGCAAAUGCAAAGAAGGAAAACCUGUGUACAUUUCACUUCCUCAUUUUCUCCAUGCAAGUCCUGAAAUUGCAGAAACUGUUGAAGGUUUAAAUGCAAAUGAAGAAGAACAUAAGACAUACUUAGAUGUUGAACCUAUAACUGGAUUCACAUUACAAUUUGCAAAACGACUGCAGAUCAACUUACUGGUCAAGCCAUCAAAAAAAAUUGAAGCAUUAAAGGGUCUAAAGCGGAACUAUAUUGUGCCUGUUAUUUGGCUUAAUGAGACUGCCACCAUUGGUGAUGAGAAGGCAGAAAUGUUCAGAAAGCAAGUGACUGGAAAAAUAAACCUCCUUGGCCUGGUAGAAAUUGUCUUACUCAGUGUUGGUGUAGUGAUGUUUGUUGCUUUUAUGAUUUCAUACUGUGCAUGCAGAUCAAAGACAGCAAAAUAAGCAGCAAGUAAGUCUACAUUUAUGCACCAGCUACAUCAGGACCUUUGUUAAUAUUGAUCUACAAAAUAAUGAUCUAAUAUGCUUUAUUUUUACAAAACACACCUUACUUUCUAGUUGAAGAAAAAGUGGCACUGUUUUUUUGUGUGUAUGCUAAGCAGCAGCACAUUUCUAAAGGAUUGUAAGAUAUCAUUAAAAUCCAUACUUUCAACAAAAAACAAGCACCUUUUAAAGUUCAUCAUAUACACAAUCGAACUGAUUUCAGUUUCUGCAGAUUUGGCUCAAGCAUGAACCAAUUAUUUUCAUCUGGUACUGAACCACUAAUUGAAGCCUUGGUGGCAAAUUCAGCAGAGGAACGGAUGCGUUAAAAUUUUGGACCCAGAACUCUUGUCUUCCUUAUCAAGGGGAAAAGAUCAUCCCUCUUAGCAGUGUCCCCAUUCAGCUGCAACAGACAGACCCCAGGACUGCCAGUACAUUGCAUUUGUGAGCACCAGCUAUCUUCAAAGACAUUUAAGAAUGGAAAAUAAAUUAUUGAAGAGCCAUUUAUAAGUUUGGCUAUGGAAUCCUUUGUACAGCAACAGCAGGCAAUAUAACCAUUUUCUUUAUAACAGUACAGGCUUAUAUUUUUCGUCACUGAUUAUGCAAUGGACAUAAUUUUUAGCACUUUUUGGCUCUUCAUGUUUAAGAACUUUGUCAUUUUCUACAUCUGAAGCUCUUCUGGAAGUCUGAGUAGAUUUCAAUCUUUCUGCUCAGUUACACAUACUUAUCCUUGGCAACUUCAGAACACUGUGCUAGUAUUAAGAGAUGUAAAUGACAAUAAAGGAAUUAUCUUAUGGAAGAUUACAAAGAAUGGAAUAUGCAUUAAUAUUUGUUGUAAUAUUUGCUUUGUUACCUCAGAAAGACUAGUUUCAACCAUUAAAAGACAUUCUUCCUUAAA
Messenger RNA from Manis pentadactyla (Chinese pangolin), 2877 nucleotides. RefSeq names its product CD36 molecule (gene CD36). The coding region runs from base 525 to 1943 and encodes 472 amino acids. The record is from RefSeq and is a predicted model, not a curated record. The transcript is spliced from 15 exons. Gene Ontology annotation, molecular function: low-density lipoprotein particle binding; low-density lipoprotein particle receptor activity; scavenger receptor activity. Gene Ontology annotation, cellular component: cell surface; cytoplasm; caveola. NCBI's taxonomy places the organism in Eukaryota, Metazoa, Chordata, Mammalia, Pholidota, Manidae. Gene Ontology annotation, biological process: lipoprotein transport; amyloid-beta clearance by cellular catabolic process; lipid storage.